UUGACAGUUUGUGAUGUUUGGCUGUAAAUUAUUAAAAAAAACCAUUUAUUCCAUCGAAAAACUAAUUUAAAUAGCUCCUUAAACGAUGCCAAAUAUGAAUAACUUACUAACUUUGUAAGUAUUCAUUUUUAACUAAAAAAGUAAUAUUUUCGGCAUAUAACCUCUCUGACUCCACGACAGUUUUGUUUAUUUACAAAACAUGACGGGUAAGAAAAAGAAGAAGAAGCAACAGCAACCCGCAUUCUGUGCUCGGAUUGCACAACCGCAAAUGCGCUGGCAGCUUGUUACUCCUCCAGCCCAACAAUUGAACAGAACACUUACAACGCCACAACAGACGCAGACAUUCCAAGCCCCUCAUCACCAACAGGAAUCUAUGGUGGAACUGACUGAUGAUACAUCUCCCAAUACCCCCAUAGGGGCCUGGAAACCCAUUGGUGGGGGUGAUGCUACUAAGAAUACCCCUAAUGUAACCCCACAAUCAAAACUAAGUUUUCAGGCAACAUGGCAGAAGUUCCAGCAAAGUUUAAAGUCCAAGCCACCAAGAGCCGGAAAACCCGAGACUAAAAUAUUAGAGGAAAUAUUUCUUAAGAAACAAACUACAGAAGAGAAACCAAGCACUAGCAGCAAUACAGAAAUAUUCUGGGAAGAUGAUUUCCCGGAGAUAUCACAGGCUACCCCCACACAAAAUCCAACCCCUUCACAAGUUCCAAAGCCAGACAUCAUAAAAGGAACAGCCUCAGAAAUAAAGAUAUCUCUUCAAAACAAUGAAAGGAAAUUAACGACUGUUCAAAAACCGAUUUUUGCAAAAAAGGAAGUAACAACUGCCAAUAUGAAUAAAAGUGCAGCUCUCCCUGAUGCACAAAAAUCUUCAGACUUCAAUUUGUUUCACAAACAGAUAUUACCACCUUCAGAUGUUUUUUUAAAUGCAGUUAUGGGCCAAUACCCGAAAGGUGUUCCGAAGUCGUUUUUGUCACGACAAGCUGGGUACGGUGCUAUACAGCCUCAACGCCAUGAUGAGGAUCCUGUCUCCAUUUCAGUCCCUACUCAACCGGUCUGGAGUAACAGACCAUCAAAUGGGAGUCAGAGUAAUCAAACGCAAGCAAGUCCGAACCAACCCCGAACUAACCCCAACCAACUUCAACCAACCCCGAACCAACCCCAACCAACUCCGAACCAACCCCAACCAACACCGCCGCCUGAGAAACGAGGGCAGUACUCGCCUUCUGAUACUUACGACGAUAGCUGGCAAGGAGAACAAGAGCAAGACGCCGAUGGAUCAGAAUCGUUAGAGUCGGGGCAGAAACGGCAGAGCGCGUUCGACCGACUGGGUCCCCUCUCACAACCCAAGAAACCUAAACUGACCAUCAAUUUGCUCUGUUCUAAGGAUGAGUCUGUCAGGGAAGUAUUAGACACGACAGAGGAAGAGGACGCAUAUGUACCAGUGCACCUUCGGAAGGACAUAAUUGAGAGCAAAGAUGAAACGGUUAUAAAGUAUCUACCAUACUGGCCAUGGAAGAAAAAUAUAGCGUACAAGAAUGUCACUGCUAGGGUCUCUAAGACAGCGAUGAUCCUAGAGCAAGAACAAAUGGAGGAAGCAUAUGAGAAAGAUAAUGCAUUCAUACAAGUUUCAGUUAAAGGGUACCCGUCACAUUGGAAGAAAGAACACGUUUUGGACGCAGUGUUAGAUGCUGUUAGGGGGAAGAAUUUCAUACCUUGCUUUACUGAGUUCACGCCAGAAGUCUGCAAAUUCCUCGUCUUGCGAUGCCGUCCAGCCCUGCUGUCGAUUCACAAGAUGGGCUUCUACAUCCGCAAAGACGAAGUAGAAUUGGCUAUCACCAUAUCGCUAACUGAUAAGAGCUUGAAACACAUCGACUUUAUACCGCGUCUGGUGUUACGUAAGCAAUUGGCUUAUGGGUAUGAUGGUGAACGGAAACUGAGCUUAAAGGAAUUUACUUGUAAAAGUGAUAUCAGCCACUUCAUCUACUUCCCGCUGAACCGAAUCGUCAAUCAAACGGAGUUGAUUCAACUACAGAGCACUAUCGCAUGGGAUUUCCUCACUGAUCUAGACCUGUCGCACAACAAAAUCACGUCCAUAGAGGGUUUUGAGCUGCAAAAAACUACCCCCAAAUUAAAACACCUGGAUCUGUCUUACAACUAUUUGGAAAGGAUCCCAGUCUUGCUGAGCUGUAGGGAGGUAGCCCUCCGAAGCCUUAAGUUGGAGGGGAACCCACUCUGCAUGGACUACAUUGACCCUUACCAUUAUGUGAGGGUGGUUAAAAUGAUAUUUCCUGGAUUGGUUGAACUUGACGGCGUAAAAAUCCACUUAAAAGGUGAUUUGCCAGUAACGAAACGCAAUUAUUGUCCAACGGAGGCCGUGGACAUCGCCACUAAGUUUCUUGAAGUGUUCUUCCCGUUACUGGAGUGCCAGUUUGAGGAGCGGCUGAGAAUCGAAGAGUUGUACCACCCGAAUGCUGUGUUGACUGUCAGUUACAGAUACAGUUUACGCUACAGUUCGUUGCACAGAAAGUUCCGCAACAUAUUCCUUCGAGCGCGUAUGUUUGACGAGGGCGACGAGGAAGCGGUGGAAGGCGCCCCGGCCAUCGCCAGACUUAUCGGCAACUGGCCGGCUUUGCAGCAUGACCCUGCAACAUUUACUGUCGAUGUCAUGCACCAUUCUGAAUCUUCAACGAUCCUGAGAGUCGGUGGUGUUCUAAAACUGACCUCAGAAACCCUCGCAGAAGAUGAGCAUCUUCUAGCAUUCACCAGGACUCUGGUACUAACCACCAAAAAUGGAGCGGAGUAUAAGAUCCGCAACGAAAUGGUGUAUUGGGACGAGCCUUGCAAGGAACUUGCCAACAUUUCGUUUCAAUUUAAUGCUGUAAGAGUUAGAACGAAGCGCCUCAGCUUGAAAUUUGACACGAUACCAGAUGAUGAUCUUAAAGAAAAGCUUGUGGAUAUCUUCAUGAAGAUAACUGAAGCGGAUAAAAAAAUAAGUGAAAGGUGCUUAGAAAGCAAAGAAUGGGAUUUAAAGAGCGCUCUCGAAUAUUUCAUGAAACUAGUAAAAAUGAAUGAGUUGGAUGUAUUAAAUAAAGAAGUUGCAGAAACAUGAAAUAAAUAUCUUAUAAUAAACUAAAAUGGCCUUUUUUUC
Molecule: messenger RNA, 3148 nt
Organism: Pectinophora gossypiella (pink bollworm)
Lineage: Eukaryota; Metazoa; Arthropoda; Insecta; Lepidoptera; Gelechiidae
Exons: 19
Coding region: 200-3109 (969 amino acids)
Biological process (GO): poly(A)+ mRNA export from nucleus
Cellular component (GO): nucleus
Molecular function (GO): RNA binding; protein binding
Source: RefSeq, a predicted model, not a curated record